AUGGGCAUAGGCUGCCAACAAGAGAUCUCCAAAAGUAUCAUGCUGCUGACCGACCCUGAGGUGGAAAGCAGUUUGUUGAUCAGCUCGGACGAAGGCGCCACGUACCAGAAAUAUCGGCUGAACUUUUACAUCCUGAGCCUGCUCUUCCACCCGGAGCAGGAGGACUGGAUCUUGGCCUAUAGCCACGAUCAGAAGGUCAGUGAGCAGCUCCUCUCGGUUUGGUCCGGGGUUUAG
This is a messenger RNA of Knipowitschia caucasica, 234 nucleotides long. Lineage: Eukaryota; Metazoa; Chordata; Actinopteri; Gobiiformes; Gobiidae. The record is from the annotation of a GenBank genome assembly.